UGUGUUUGCCAACUAGUUCCGCUAUUUCUCUGUUAGACACAGGUAAGAGGUAGCCACUUUACACUUUGGAGAUUCUCUUCAGUAAAAUAUUUUCCUGAUUCGCUGUAUUCAUUAUUCCCUCUCAUGCUUGGAGUUACUUGAAAACCAAAGGAACAAAGAAGAGACAUCUUGAAUUCACUUAGCACCCACUUGAAUUUUAGGGUUUCAGUCACACUAGUCCUUUUUUCCAUUUGAUUUGAAUUAUGGCAUGUGAUAUAUAAACAGCUAUGCAGAAGGCCUGCAAAACUGCAACAAUCCUGAUGCUUCCAGAGCAAAAGGGAGGAGCAACCACAAAUGAGGAAGUUAUUUUCCUUAAAGAUACCUGCCAACUUUGGCAGAUGGAUUGCACCUGCUAAUUAAACCACAGCCUAUAAAACGUGGCUUUUCCUAUCUCAGGAAUAAAUCCAGGGGAGGGUGAAGGACUGAUGGCUCCCAUGCUGUCUUCAGUGCUAAUGAGUUUCAGACCAACUUCACAAGUAGUUCAUACACUGAAGCUACGAUGGAAUGUUCUACAGAAAGAUCAACAUGUAAAACUUAGAGUUCCUUUUUCACUCUUUACACAAUCGUACACUUUCACGUGCUCACAUAUAUACACAGAGAUACCCCUAAUUUGGUGGUUCAUCUUAUUUUUUCAAGCUCCCAUAAUUGGCAACCAGCUACUUAGUCAUCUAACCCAGGAAAACCAGCAGUUGCUUUGUGUCACCCCCAUCACAACACAGACAUCCAGCUAGUUUCUAAGUUCUGUACAAUUUUAAUUGUUCCAAGUCCAUUCCCGUAUCUUUGUUCCCUCUGCUAGCUUCAGGGCCUUUCUCAGCUAGACUCAAGGUAAUAGCCACUGAUAUCCUUACCUCUACUCUUUUUCCUCUCUUCAAUCUAUUCUUUCCAUUUAGUCAUAGGUUGUCUCUCUGAAGCACAGAUAGGAUCAUUACAGUACUUAACAUCAGACAGUAAAUAUCGAACAGUUAUUUCUGGCCUAAAAUUCCACAGAUUCCCAUUGUUCAUGCUAUUAAUGUUCAAUUCCUUAGCAUGACAUUACAUCCAUGGAGCUCUGAGUCCACUCUACCUUCCUGAUCUUACCUACCUCUACUACCGCUGCUCCCCAGGUGUAAUGUGGAUCAGCCACAGUGGUCUACUAACCAUUCCUAAAUUUGUUCUCACCUUUGUUCAUAUAUAAUACUAUUCUGUCUGAAAUAAUCUUGCCUUCCUGACAAUCCUAGUUAAUGAAGAGCAGCGGCUUUAGUUAUGCUGCAACCUUUCUGAUCUUUACCUUUCUCAUUUCGUGCACAAGAGUGCCGAUUCCGUAAGGAAGCUGUGAUGAUGUGGUAAGUUUCUAAAGGCGCUUUGACAUUUUGCCGCAUAGUAAAUGGUCACAAUGAGUAGAAGAGACCAGCAAUUAAAGCUUCCACGCAUCUUUUUCCAAUACCGAAAAGAUACAUGCCCCUCUAAGUAGUUUAAGAAGCUAAUGUGGCUAAAACUUGAUGGGAAGUCCGACCCAGAUUACCUUCACAUUGCCUCCAAUAAUGUCCCCAUUCAUUCAGGAGACUAAAUUCAGAUCUCAGAAAACUAAACAGGUCAACAGGUUUUAAUAUUAAGUGAAGCCCAGUGGCCAGGUGGGUAUGGAGAUAUGUCACUGGUCCCAAGAAGUGUCCCUGUCACAAAGCCUGCCGACACCUAGCCACUCAGGUUAGGCAAUGAAUGAAGGCGCUUGCGCAGUAGAAUCCAGAGCGGGGAAGCGGGCGCCUGCGCAGAGACGUGGUGACCGUCCGCUUCAUGCCAAGCCGCGCCAGCGCAGUGAAGAACGAGCCAGCAGAAACAGCGCCUGCGCAGCCGUGGCUGAGGAGCUUGUGGCGGCAGCGGCAAUGGAACCAGCGGAGCAGCUGAGCGAGUUAGUGUCAGCCGAGGGCCGAAACCGGAAGGCGGUGCUGUGCCAGCGUUGCGGCUCCCGGGUGCUGCAGCCAGGGACCGCUCUCUUCUCUCGCCGACAGCUUUUCCUUCCCUCCAUGAGAAAGAAGCCAGCUCUGUCUGACGGCAGCAAUCCUGAUGGUGAUCUCCUCCAGGAACACUGGCUGGUUGAGGACAUGUUCAUUUUUGAGAAUGUGGGCUUCACCAAGGACGUGGGCAACAUCAAGUUUCUGGUCUGUGCAGACUGUGAAAUUGGACCAAUUGGUUGGCAUUGCCUAGAUGACAAGAACAGUUUCUAUGUGGCCUUGGAACGAGUUUCCCAUGAGUAACUGAGGGGAAGGGUACCCAGCUCCACCUCCAAAGAUAAACCUGCUCCCCACAAGAACUGGCCUUUAAUGUGGUCUAACUGUUCUGCUGCCUUCUUCUCUGUGCUAAUAUAAAUACUGAGUACCAGCAUGUCCACUUGAACAUGCAGAGGGUUAAUCCUGCUUCCUAAAGCCUCACGUACAUGCCUCCUGCCUAGUUCACUUUGCAUCACAUUUCCUAAGCUCCUUUUUCCCCCAGUUUUGGGACACUGCUUACCUCCACAAAUCUCAUCUCUUCCCUCGCAUUCUGCCUAGGCUCUGUUUUGCCCAGGGGCUCCCUCUUUUUCUUGCUCUAGAAGAGCAGUAUUCAACCGUUUAGUUAUGACGACACGUAACAAAAGAUGCUUAUGUACUAAUAGUUGAAAGUCUGCCUUUUUCUCAUUCAAGAAGGCAUACAAAUAUCUGAGAGUGACUUUGUUGUAUAGCUACCCUUGUGAUCUACAGUAAUUUAAUCAAACUAAAAGUAAAGCAUUUACAAAACUCAGUAUUUAAACCACUAACCAGAAA
Molecule: messenger RNA, 2813 nt
Organism: Cercocebus atys (sooty mangabey)
Lineage: Eukaryota; Metazoa; Chordata; Mammalia; Primates; Cercopithecidae
Gene: RABIF
Product: RAB interacting factor
Exons: 2
Coding region: 1731-2270 (179 amino acids)
Biological process (GO): post-Golgi vesicle-mediated transport; small GTPase-mediated signal transduction
Cellular component (GO): cytosol; membrane
Molecular function (GO): guanyl-nucleotide exchange factor activity; zinc ion binding
Source: RefSeq, a predicted model, not a curated record